Molecule: messenger RNA, 3404 nt
Organism: Bursaphelenchus okinawaensis
Lineage: Eukaryota; Metazoa; Nematoda; Chromadorea; Rhabditida; Aphelenchoididae
Source: the annotation of a GenBank genome assembly
AUGACGGACUCAAAGUAUUUUACAACAACCAAGAAAGGUAAUCCAUAAUGCUUUGAAAUAUAAUUAAAAAAUAUAUUAUUUUAGGUGAGAUCUUCGAGCUCAAGAACGAGUUGAAUUCCGAGAAGAAGGAGAAGAAACGUGAAGCUGUAAAGAAGGUUAUAGCUAGUAUGACAGUUGGCAAAGAUGUUAGGUAAGUUUUGACAGUGUUUUUAAUUGUUUUUGGCUUUUAGUGCUCUUUUUGCGGACGUGGUCAACUGCAUGCAGACAGAUAAUGUUGAAUUGAAGAAGUUGGUGUACUUGUACUUGAUGAACUAUGCCAAAAGUCAGCCAGACUUGGCCAUUAUGGCUGUUAAUACUUUCGUCAAGGUAGGGAAAGGCAAUUUUGUUUGUGAAUGGUGUUAUGGGGAAAAAACGGAUGUUAUAGUAGAGGUUAAUAAAAGUUUUUGGAGUUUUUAAAAAUUUAGAUGUUUUUGACGAAGGUUAGAUGAAUCGUUGAAUUUUUUGGUUAAAUAAGUUUAUAAUAAUGCUGUUUUUACUUGUUUUAGGUAACAAAUUUUUGCAAUUUAUUAAUUUUGUCUCAUUUCAUAUUACCCAUCACAUUUCAGGACUGCGAAGAUCCAAACCCUUUGAUCAGAGCUUUGGCAGUCCGCACAAUGGGUUGUAUUCGAGUAGACAAGAUCACAGAAUACCUUUGUGAACCUCUACGCAAAUGUAUGAAGGACGAGGAUCCAUAUGUAAGAAAGACGGCAGCAGUUUGUGUGGCCAAGCUGCACGAUAUUAACCCUCAACUGGUUGAAGAACAAGGUUUUGUCGAACUGUUGACUGAGUUACUCAGCGAUGCCAACCCAAUGGUUGUUGCAAACGCUGUAGCAGCUAUUUCGGAGAUUAACGAGACUCAUCCGCUUAUUGAGAUCAACGGUAGCACGGUUAACAAGUUGCUGACAGCUUUGAAUGAAUGUACUGAAUGGGGACAAGUGUUUAUCUUGGACGCUUUGGCUAAUUACCAACCGAAAGAUGAACGAGAAGCUCAAAAGUAAGAAAUUUUUGUUAGUUUUUGUGUUUUUAGGUAUCAACUGGCGUCAGGAGUUGGUGAAUUAUGUUAUACUUGACAUCAAUUAGUGUAUAUUGUUUAAAGAUCACUAUAACUAUGUUGUUUUAGCAUCUGUGAACGUAUAACUCCACGAUUAGCUCACGCAAACGCUGCUGUUGUUUUGUCGACGGUUAAAGUGCUGAUGAAGUUGAUGCAGUUGUUGCCAGAGAACGGAGACUUUAUUCAACAGCUGAACAAGAAGUUGGCUCCACCAAUGGUCACAUUGUUGUCCGCUGAACCUGAAAUUCAAUAUGUGGCGUUAAGAAACAUCAAUUUAAUUGUGCAAAAGAGGUAAGGAAGAUUUCUUAAGUUGGUGUUGAGAUAUGAGAGUUUUAUGAUAUUAUUCAUGAUAUAUAAUUUUUGUGAUUUUUGAGGGAUAAUUGAUUUUACUCGAAGUUUUUGGAGAUUCCUUGGAUGUUAACAUGAUAUUUAGAUAAAGUGCGAUGUUGUAGUUAAUAUAAACUUAUAUUUGCAGACCAGACAUCCUGAAGCAAGAAAUGAAAGUCUUUUUCGUCAAGUACAACGACCCAAUCUACGUUAAAAUGGAAAAAUUGGACAUUAUGAUCCGUUUGGCUCAAGCAAACAACAUCUCCCAAGUACUGUCCGAACUCAAAGAGUACGCGGCCGAAGUUGAUGUAGAUUUCGUACGAAAAGCGGUCCGAGCUAUCGGCCGAUGCGCCAUCAAGAUCGAACAAUCUGCCGAGCGAUGUGUUACCACUUUGCUGGAGCUAAUCCAAACCAAAGUCAACUACGUUGUUCAAGAAGCGGUUGUCGUUAUCAAGGACAUCUUCAGAAAGUACCCUAACAAGUACGAAGCCAUCAUCUCUACCUUAUGUGAGAAUCUGGACACUUUGGACGAGCCGGAAGCUCGUGCUUCAAUGAUCUGGAUCAUUGGUGAAUAUGCGGAGCGAAUCGACAAUGCCGACGAGCUUCUGGAGUCAUUCGUCGACGGAUUCCACGACGAAAACACCCAAGUCCAGCUGCAGCUUCUAACCGCCGUGGUUAAGUUGUUCCUGAAGAGACCAUCUAAUACUCAACAGCUUGUCCAACGUGUUCUACAGCUGGCUACACAAGAAUCCGACAACCCAGACCUAAGGGACCGAGGCUACAUUUACUGGAGAUUGCUUUCGGCUGAUCCACAAGCGGCCAAAGAAGUUGUUUUGGCUGAAAAACCAUUGAUCAGCGAAGAAACUGACCUUCUGGAGCCAUCUUUGUUAAGCAAGUUGGUCUGUCAUAUUGGAAGUUUGGCUUCGGUUUAUCAUAAACCACCACAUUCUUUUAUCGACCCCUCCAAACAUAGUCUGGGAUUGGCUAACAGCUCUAGCAAGUAGGUUUUUAAUUGUUUUUUUGAAACUAGGUAAUAUUUCGUUGAAUUUUGAGGUUUUUAGGCAAUAUUUUGGUGAGUUUUGGGGGUUUUUAAGUAAUAUAUGGACUAAUUUUGAGUUUUUAGGUAAUACGUGGUUGUUUUUUUAAAUUUUUGGGUAAUAUUUGAAUAAAAACUACUAAAAACGACAUUUUAGUGACGAUUCCGCUUCCGGAAUCAACAUCUCAGCUGGCUCCAACGGCGGCAUUCUCAACACCCAGCCCACCGUAAUCCCAGCCCAAGCUUCAAUCGUAGCCGAUCUCCUCGAACUAGACUUUGGCGGCCCAGCAGCACCACCAGCUCCAGCUGCCCCAGCCCAAAACGCACCAGUCGAUUUACUGUUUGGAGACGCCCCAUCAGCAACAGCCACUUCCACUGGCCUCGGAUUGGACGAUCUUGGCCUAGGAUUGGGUGGCUUGAACCUGGGUGGUACUACUCCAGCUGUACCAACUGUACCAGCGGUUUCAAGCAGUACUCCCGUUAAUACUGGAGCCGACUUGUUUGGACUAACCUUGGGCAGCGAAUCGACUGGUAGUGGAUGUUAUGUACCACCGAAAUGGGUAGGGACUGGACUUUGAAAAAUUUUGAAAUUAAAAAAAAUUAAAUUUUGAAAAAAAAUUCAAUUUUCAGACCUGGCUCGACGCCACAAAGGGCAAAGGCCUUGAGAUUCAGGGAACGUUCGCACGUCGGAACGGUAUAAUCCAAAUGGAAAUGACCUUCACCAACAAAGCCAUGCAGCCAUUGUCGGACUUUGCCAUCCAGUUCAACACCAACUCAUUUGGACUCACCCCCUCGUCCCCAGUCCAGCUGAGAAUGUUGUCGCCAAACGAAAGCUCCGAAGUCAUUGUAACGUGCGCUACGACCGGUGGCGUCGCCAAAAUGGAGCCAUUGACCAAUUUGCAGGUAUCGGUUUGGUUUUUUUUUGGCUGUUUUUUGAAGUUUAGGUCUUAA